Trichogramma pretiosum is the source of this 1244-nucleotide messenger RNA. RefSeq names its product polyprenol reductase. Gene Ontology annotation, biological process: dolichol-linked oligosaccharide biosynthetic process; polyprenol catabolic process. Gene Ontology annotation, molecular function: 3-oxo-5-alpha-steroid 4-dehydrogenase activity. The transcript is spliced from 5 exons. Bases 253 to 1161 code for a protein of 302 amino acids. Gene Ontology annotation, cellular component: endoplasmic reticulum. Lineage: Eukaryota; Metazoa; Arthropoda; Insecta; Hymenoptera; Trichogrammatidae. The record is from RefSeq and is a predicted model, not a curated record.
UUGCGGUAAGCCGUUGCAUGUUUACUUAAAGUAUCCGCGAGAUUCUUCUCACAGGUGAGCUGUCCGACUCUUCGUUGUACUCGCUUUGCACUUUCUCCACUUUCAAAGUUCGUGCGUACUUGCGAACGCUUCCUAUACAGCAUAUUCUAGUACGAGGCACGCUGCACUGCACAUCAAACACAUAUACCUACCAUAGUCACAACAGCAGCAGAAUCAAAAUAAAACGCACGCAAACGAGUGACUUGGAGCGAGAUGGCUUUGAACUUGAUCAAAGUUCUAUUUUUAUUCAAAGCGUGUACGACCGGUGGCAUCGGUUUGUUGAUCAAUUUAUUCGAACCUUAUUUGCCGGUCGCCUUGUUGAAAGUCUUCAAAUAUGGCAAAUUUGCAUCGACUGCACAAGAUAGAUUUUUAGAAAAAUUGGAAGUGCCUAAAAGAUGGUUUAAGCACUUUUAUGUGCUUGCUGGUCCACUGUCUACCUUGACACUUGUUAUUUUUGUAAAUAGAUAUUUUAUGAACCAGCCACUACCAAAUUUCGUGGUUAAUACUUUAGAAUUUUGUUUAAAUAAACCUAUCCCGUUUAAUGUUCCAGCAGAAAAUGUUCUUCUAGGACUUGUUAUUUUCAUGAUACAUUGUUGGAAAAGAUUUUAUGAAACUCAUUUUAUAAGUAUCUUUAGUGACACAUACAUGAAUUUCAGCAUCUAUCUAGUUGGCUUGUCACACUAUGUAGGAACCAUUAUUAGUAUUAUUGGAGAAACUCAUAAUAUUUCUAAUAAUAAAAGUAUUCAAUUAGACUGGUCUCGUUUAACUGUGAUAGAUUAUAUUUUUGCCUUGAUUUUUUUGUUAGCAUCUUAUGUACAACUAAGAACAAAUAAAAUUUUGGCUAGUCUCAGAAAAGACAAAAAUGGAAAGGUUGUAACUAAAAAACACAAAAUUCCUCAUGGAGGUCUUUUUGAAUUUAUAAGUGCACCCUUGCAACUGACAGAAAUAAUUUUGUAUGUAUGUUUACUUGUUAUUUUGAGAGGAGCUUCAACGUAUUGCUAUGUUGCUUUUUGGGUCAUCGUCAAUCAGUUGGAAUGUGCUUACAUGUCUCACAAAUGGUCGAUAGAGACUUUCAAAGAUUAUCCAAAAAAUCGAUAUACAGUAAUACCUUAUAUUUAUUGAAGAUUGAGCUUUUGUUAUUAAUUUCAAGAUGGAUAUAAAUUUUAUAUUGCAAAGUAUUUCAAUAAAAGUAUAUAUUUUUAAUU